Symbiodinium sp. CCMP2456 is the source of this 3408-nucleotide messenger RNA. Lineage: Eukaryota; Dinophyceae; Suessiales; Symbiodiniaceae. The record is from the annotation of a GenBank genome assembly.
AUGGAUGCUGUUGUGGACGGCGUCCGCGUGGUUCGGGAGGGAUGGGCUCCUCGAGCCUGGCUCGCACGUUUCAGGCUGCUUCCCGUGGCUCCGAAUCGCUAUGUGGAUGAGAGGUCUCUGUACGCCGUCAGGGACAUGAUCAGGGAGCACUUGGUGUCUCCGUUUCCCUUCCACAUCAAGAUGUUGCUCUCAUUGCGCAUUCAGAGGGUGAACCGCCAGUCCGGCGAGCUCGAGGAGGACGACUUCAUGCAGCGCCAGCGGAGCACGCUUCCUGGAAGCGACUGGGUCGUGGACGGCAUCAGCUGGAUCGACGUACUGGUUGCUCCUGGCCUGGAGAACGUUCCUGCUCCAGGGGUUGGCGGAGGCCGCGGCGUGGAACUGCCAUCGUCCUUAACAAACCAGAAGGGCAUCUGGAAUCCUCAAGUUCGCGGGCGAUGCUUCGAGUGGUGUCUCAUGGCCGCCUUCCUGGAGAUUGGGAGUUUGGACAGCCGCGCCCGGCUUCACACGACUCGAUGCACGGGGCCGCCCUUCUUCGCUGAGGCUCGAGGGCGAGGGCGACCUGGAGCUCACGAUCGCCGUCAGCUCCUCGAUGUGGGCCUGGACUUCAGCGCCGUGGACAUGGACUUCGUGCCGAUCGAGGCCAUCACGGGCUUUGAGCUCUCGAAUCUCGGUCGCGUGGAGGUGGUCGUCUACCAGUGGGUGGACCAGGUGCAGCGGGGCAAGAGACGUGUGGGAGAGACUUUUGUGAGGACCCCUCCAGAAGUUCUUCAAGCCAGAACGGACGGCACGCGCUUGGUGCCGCUGCUGCUGUACGAAGACCACUACGUCUUGAUAAUCUACAGUUUCAACGCCUUUGCAAGCCAACAGGGGCAGCAGACCGAGGUGAAGCACCGUCGAUCCCACGUCUUGCACGUUUGUGCCAUCUGCAGGUCGAACUUCAAGUCCGAGCUAGCGCUGCGGCAGCACUUCAAGGUGGGGCAGUGCCGGGCUGAUUUCGAGGGCAGAACUUCCCAGAUUGCCAUGCCCUUCGCUAAAUGCAGCGUGCUGCGGUAUCGUACCAAAGUUUCCUGCGAGCUAUCGCCCUUGAUGGUCUACGCGGACUUCGAGGUCUUCAGCAAGGCCUGCUCGGACGCCUCUGCUGCGUUGGUGUCUCAGACAAGAGUCGCGGCCGUCGGCUAUGCGGCCGUGGGAGUGUGCGGAUACGAGCCCCCUGAGGAGCACCGGCUUUGCUUGAUCCACGCACAGCCCGAUGACCACGAGUGCGCCGUGGUGAUCAAGUUCCUCGCGGCCAUGGUGAACCUCGCCGACCAGUUCAAGAAGUCGAUAAAGACCGGCCAAAAGAAGCUGGUCUGGCAGCCGGGUGAAAGGGAAGCUCAUCGCGAUGCUAAAGCUUGCCGUGAGUUCCGGAGACUUUUCGACUCCAAGAAGAAGGGCUGUGAGAAGGAUUUCCACUUCUUGCUGAGAGGCUUCGCAAAGCUUAAGCACGCUGCUUUGACGGCUGCUUCCGCGAGGCCUGAGAAGGAGAAACCCUCGAGUUCCUUCACGGACCGCCGCAAGCUGAGAACGUUUAGCGUCAAGGAGCUCUCUCGGCGGGUUCAGAAGGUCAAGCUGCAGACGCUGGUCGACGCGCUUCCGAAGGCCGUGGUCGACACACUUCGAGAUUGCAAAGUCUCCGUCUCCAUCCUUCAAAAGAGUGGCGAGACGAACUUGACGCUCGACAUAGGCCGCCUGAGGUUCAUCGACACCAUGAACUUCUGCAAGGCCGGUCUGGGAAAGCUGAUCAAGUCUCACAAGCGUUCGGCCCUCAAAAGCGGUCGACCUUCGAGGUCAUCUCAGGCUUCUGGGCUGGAGAGGGCGCACCUCGUCCUCAAGCACGCUCGGAAUUCUGCCGAUGGCACGGACGCCGUGUGGGAGGCCCUGCUGCGCAAGCUGCCCAUGUCUUGGUGUUUGACUGUUAUCUCGCCCAUCACGGCCUACGCCGACCUGAUGCAGAUCUUCCGGCGGCACUUUUUCAGCACUCACCACAUCGACCCGUUCCUCUACUCUUCGCUACCUUCGGCGUCUUGGAAGGCUGUUCUCCGGGGCAGCACUCAGCGGCGUGGCCGGCAGUUCCGCCUCAUCACCGAUGUGGACGUGUACAAGGCGGUCAAGCAGGCCAUGAUGUGCGCGGUGUUCCGACUCCACAGCAAGUCGAACUUCGAGGGCUUGGAGCAUUACGACGCCAGUCAGCCUGUCAAGAGGAGUUUGUAUCUGGACAUCAACUCGAUGUACCCGCACGCCAUGACCAAGUAUCUACCCUGCUCGAGCGGAGAGCGGUGGGAGACGGCCUACCUGCUGUUCGUGGACUACGACUACUCCGAGGAGCUGCACGACGUUUUGGACUUCCCGUCCCCGUGUCGGCUCGCAGUUCCUCCUUCAGAAGUCGGCCCCUACAUGAAGAACUCCAUGGAGCCGGGCAAGCCUGUGGAAAAACUUGUCCCCUAUCUUGGAAUGCACCGCUGCGAGGGAAUCCACGGCAAGCGCCUGCGCUUCCUGCGCAACCACCUCGGCGCUCGCAUCUGGAAGCUUCACAAGGCCUACUCGUUCGACACCCAGCCCAUCCUCAAGGAUUUUAUGGAGAGGACCGUGCAGAACCAGGAGAAGUACCUCAACACCAAGUACUACUUCGACCCUGUCUCCUUCAGCCGCACUCAAGCCGACGCCGCGGUCGCAGACUUCAACACGGAAAUCUUUGAACCAGAUGCUUUCUUGGACACGGUGCGGAGGGUGCGGGAUGCCAAGAGGAACGUCAACCGCAGCCCGGUUCAGAUCGGGUGGGGAGUCUUGGAGUUGUCCAAACUCCAUUCUUGUGUCCAGUACUGGGCCGGCAUCAAAGCAAACCUGAAGUUGCCUGUGGAGUUCGACCUCAUCGGAGACCUCGACGCCGACGAAUUCGAGCAGCUGUAUCGCGGAAAGAUCACGGAGUCCGCGUUGGCAAAGCUGCGACAGCUUCGUAGCAAGCUCGACGCUCUCUCGAACGAGUGCUCCAAGCACGUGAUCUUGAGUGUAGUCUGCUUGGCGGUCAAGAAGUAUGGCAUCUGGCAUCGAGAGUAUCUCCGGAUCUACGAGGAGAAUGCAAUCAAGCGCGACAGUUCCGCCCAGCUGCGUUCUUCUCAUCAUCAUAUCCGCGCGGUGGUAGAGUGCAAGAAGACGUUUGGGGUGCUGAACGACAAGGCCUACCAGUUGACCAAAGAAUUCUGCCGGCCUUUGGGGCACUGGCGCAACGCCUUCGCGGACUUGUGGCAGCAGAUUAAAGGGAGAGCUCACGUCUUCGACCGGAUCAUGGAGUUCGCUCGCGGGUCUUUGCCUCCCAUGCAGGCUGAGUGGAGGCAGCCCGUCAGAGACUUGCUGAAGAAGAGUCGCCGUUGA